AUGAGCUCCAAUAGCAACGUAAGACGUGCUGAAAAACGGCAAGAAUGCCGGGAGGCAUUGGCAAACCAUAUUUGUCAGUACCACGCUCGUUGCUCCCUAUCAGAGCCAAUUAACUUUUGUUCCGUCAACCAGAUCAUCAGCUCGGUCUCACCGUUCCACCCUACCGCGUGCGUCUUCAACCGUCUGCGGAAGAUGGCUACGCGUGGUCCGUCUCCGACGCCCAGAUACAUCUUCUCAGAACCCCACUCGGCGAGGCACGAUCGGGCUUUAUCAAGAGAUCAUCGGCGAGCUGGGGAAAUCUAUCGAGGCCGUCCGGCCACAACCCCUGCAGCGGACUCCAAGGAGCAGCGAAGCGUCCUCGGCCUGUCAGGUCUCUCAGAGGGAGUGGGCUGUUCUCUGUACACACGAUCAGCAGCUAGCCUGAGCCUGGGGCCAGGUGGUGUCCGCCAGCCAUCAGGCAGGCAGUUGGGUGCAGCUCAGGGCAGCUUGGAUGGGUUCCUUGGAUACGUGACGUCACCUGAUUUGGGAGGACCUCCCGAGUAG
This is a messenger RNA of Penicillium chermesinum, 543 nucleotides long. RefSeq lists its product as uncharacterized. Bases 1 to 543 code for a protein of 180 amino acids. The record is from RefSeq and is a predicted model, not a curated record. NCBI's taxonomy places the organism in Eukaryota, Fungi, Ascomycota, Eurotiomycetes, Eurotiales, Aspergillaceae. The transcript has 2 exons.